GCUUAUUCUUCAGCGUUGACGCUCUCGGUGAUCCCUGGGAUUCCCGUUAAUAUCCCGACUUUCCUUCAUAAUUUUCUGCGUUUUUAAUGGCUGUUUGUGAGCUAGGGGGGCAGCUGCGGGUCUCUGCCGGGUCUCAGCGUCUCUCCGCCGGCCUGCCGGAGGAGCGGGACUCGGUGUGUGGAGGUGUGGAUGCGGCGGACCGGCGGUGAUAAAUCGGCGCUGUAAUCUCCGGGUUUUAACUGGAAACGGCGAACAGACGGCGGCAGGAACCAGAGAGGGAUUGAACCCGAUUUCAACCGACUGACUCUCGAAUUGGGAAUUAUUUUUAAAUCGACUCAAACUGUCGGUUAUUUUUUGCAAACGGCCCAAACGGAGCAACGGUGAAAAACGUAAAGAUUUACCUGAUAUUCCGUCACUUUGAGCAGUCAGACAUGUGCUAUGAAUACAUGAUUUAUUUCAUAUUUACCUUCUCAGAAAACACUGAAGCCUUCCUGGAAUAUAUCCCGUUUAUAUCAAAUAACCUUCAGCGGAAAUGAUGUGAAUUUUUGGUCACUUUGGAUUAUUUGUUCGCUAAACGCUCCCCAUAGGGAUUCCACGGAUCGGUAGAUUUAUUAAAAAUGUCCCUGAAGGCUGCCGUAGCUGUCAUCUGAAUUCUAUAAGAACCUCUAUUAGCUCCUCUAUUAGCUCCUCUGCUAGCACAAAUACUGUUUAUGAAUCAUAAACAAAACUUGAAUUUAAUAAACUACAACAAUAAAAACGUGUUAAAUAAUAAUCACAUCCUAACGAGGCGUCAGUUAAUACUCAUAUUUAUUAGACAUGUUGUUUAAAUGAAGCUAAAUCUGAUCGUUUCUCCUCAAAUAUUAGACUUUAAUUUGUCUAUAUUGAUUUAACAUUGAUUUUAUUGCAGCUCCUACUUUUUAAUUGAGUUUGUGCCACAUGUUUCAGUAUAAAAAAGGCUUUAUUUUCGUGUAAAUCAAAUAAUCUGCUGUGUGAUAUUAAUGUAAGACAUCUCUAGCUACAAUAAAUCUCUGACUUUGUCCAACAGGAAGUCAUUUAGUGUCUAAGUUUUAAAGCUUUGCCUCAUCAUAUUAAAUAUAAUGUCCAGUUGAUUUUCAGCCUGAUGACCUCUGAGGUUAAAAUCCAAAAUAAGACAAAUUAUUUAAGACUUUGUUUCUGAGAGAUCAGCGGCUAAAUUCUUAAAAUUUAUGAUACAGCUGAAGUUAAAAAAGAACCACCUGGAGACUGGUUCUGUACACUGAGACAAAUGUAGCUGUAAACCUGGAGAUUAUCCUCUGGUCAUCCUCUAACAGUCCUCUUUAGAGGGGAAACCUGCACAGUUAAAGGGACAGUACGAUCUUCCAAUCAGCGUAAAGACGUAAAGUUUUGUAGUCCUACAUCGCUGACGCCCACACAUUCAUCACCAAGUAAAAACGUGAGCGUAACAAAAUCAGACGUCUGAUGUGUUUGCGAAACUUUUCAAACAUUAGUUAGCAGGCUGGAAUUGUGGGAAGUGUAGUUUCACGGUUAAAGACACGACAAUAAUGGACUACAACACCCAGCAGCAUUAGCAGCAGCAGACUUGGAUGGACACUAUUUUUGUGUUUGCACAGAAGAGAUUUUUCAUUGCAGAUGCUGCAUCAGGAACGUGUUCAGAUCUCUACGCUCAGGCGCUGAUCCCCCCCCACUGAGGAUCUUUGAUGUUGACUUUCCAGUUCUGAGGCGACAUGUCGGAUAAGACGGCGCCGCGCUGCCAGCUGAGGCUGGAGUGGAUCCAUGGUUACAGAGGUCACCAGUGUCGUAACAACCUGUAUUACACCGCGGGGAAAGAGGUGGUGUACUUCGUGGCUGGAGUGGGCGUGGUCUACAACACCAGAGAACACACCCAGAAGUUCUACCUGGGACACAAUGAUGACAUCAUCAGUCUGGCGAUGCAUCCAGAUAAGAUCCAGGUCGCCACGGGUCAGGUGGGUAAGGACCCGUACAUCUGUAUCUGGGACACGUACGCAAUGCAGACGGUCUCCAUCCUGAGGGACGUCCACACUCACGGAGUCGCCUGUUUGGCCUUCGACUCUGACGGACAGCGUUUGGGGUCUGUCGGUUUGGACGCCAAAAACACUCUCUGUGUUUGGGAUUGGAGGAGAGGACGGGUCCUCGCCACGGCAACCGGACACUCAGACAGAAUCUUUGACGUGUCCUGGGACCCGUUCACGUCCAGUCGUCUGGUCAGCUGUGGAGUCAAACACAUUAAGUUCUGGACACUGUGUGGAAACGCUCUGACCCCUAAGAGAGGCAUUUUUGGUAAGACGGGCGACCUGCAGACCAUCCUGUGUGUUUCUGCAGCCAAAGAGGAGCUGACGUACUCUGGAGCUCUGAACGGAGACGUUUACGUGUGGAAGGGGAUCACGCUGAUCAGGACUGUGCAGGCUGCACAUGGGGCGGGGAUCUUCAGCAUGCAUGCCUGUGAGGAAGGAUUUGCCACAGGGGGACGAGACGGCUGCAUCCGCCUGUGGGACGUCGACUUCAAACCCAUCACCAAGAUCGACCUGAGGGAGGCGGAGCAAGGAUACAAAAGUCUGUCGAUCCGCAGUGUUUGCUGGAAGGCAGACCGGAUUCUGGCGGGAACACAGGAUAGUGAGAUUUUUGAGGUCAUGGUCCGAGACCGGGACAAACCGGUUCUUCUGAUGCAGGGACACAGCGAGGGCGAGCUGUGGGCGCUUGACCUGCACCCAAAACAGCCAGUCGCAGUCACUGGGAGCGACGACCGCUCCGUCAGGCUGUGGAGUCUUCCCGACCACACUCUGUUGGCUCGCUGUAACAUGGAGGAAUCAGUCCGCAGUGUUUCCUUCAAUAACGAUGGCUCUCAGCUCGCUUUGGGGAUGAAGGACGGUUCUUUCACCGUGCUGAGAGUCAGAGACAUGACGGAGGUCGUGCACAUCAAGGACAGAAAAGAAGUGAUACACGAGCUGAAGUUUUCACCCGAUGGUUCCUUCCUGGCGGUGGGCUCAAACGACGGGCUGGUGGACGUCUACGCCGUCGCUCAGCGUUACAAGAAGGUGGGCGAGUGCAGCCGCUCCGCCUCCUUCAUCACCCACCUGGACUGGUCGGUGGACAGCCGCUUCCUGCAGACAAACGAUGGCGCUGGGGAGCGGCUCUUCUACAGGAUGCCAGCGGGUAAGCUGGUCCCGAAAGAGGAGUCAAAGGGGAUCCACUGGAUGACCUGGACAGGUGUGGUGGGUGCGGAGGUGAACGGCAUCUGGCCUAAAUACUCAAACAUCACCAACAUCAACUCUGUGGACGCCAACUACAGCAGCGCCGUGCUGGUGACCGGAGACGACCUGGGACUCGUCAAACUCUUCAGGUUCCCCUGUCUGAAGAAAGGAGCCAAAUUCAAGAAGUACAUCGGUCACUCUGCCCAUGUGACAAACGUCCGCUGGUCAAACGACCUGCAGUGGGUCAUCAGCACGGGCGGGGCUGACCACGCCGUCUUCCAGUGGAGGUUCCUGCCUGAGGGGGUCAUGAAUGGCGUCCUGGAGCCCCUCCUCCAAGAGGGUUACGCUGAUUCCAACAGCGGAGAGUCGGACUCGGAUCUGUCGGACGUCCCGGAGCUCGACUCAGACAUCGAACAGGAAGCUCAGACCAGCUACGAACGCCAGGUGUAUAAGGAGGACCUGCCUCAGCUGAGGAAGAAGCUGAUUGGUUCCCUGAAGAGGCAGAAAGCUCCGGAGGAGGGGCUUCGUCUGCAGUUUGUUCACGGGUAUCGGGGCUUUGACUGUCGUAACAACCUGUUCUACAGUCAGAGCGGCGAGGUGGUGUACCACGUGGCCGCCGUCGCCGUUGUCUACAACCGUCUGCAGCACAGUCAGAGGUUUUACCUCGGCCACGACGACGACAUCCUCAGCCUCACCGUCCACCCGCUCAAAGACUACGUGGCCUCCGCGCAGGUGGGCAGAGACCCGGCGGUCCAUGUGUGGGACAUCCAGACUCUGAAGUGUCUGUCUCUGCUGAAAGGACACCACAGCAGAGGAGUGUCUGCGCUGGAGUUUACAGCCGACGGAAAGAGUUUGGUCUCGGCGGGAAUCGAUGAGUUUCACUCCAUCGUCAUCUGGGACUGGAAGAAAGGAGAGAGGCUGGCCAAAGCUCGGGGUCAUAAAGAUAAGAUCUUUGUGGUGAGGAGUAACCCGUUCAGGAUGGACAAACUGGUGACGGUCGGCAUGAAACACAUCAAGUUCUGGCAACAUUCAGGGGGCGGUCUGACCUUCAAGCGGGGGAUCUUCGGGAACCUGGGGAAGCAGGAGACGAUGAUGUCGGCGUGUUACGGUCGAUCGGAGGACCUGGUUUUCUCCGGAGCGACAAACGGAGACGUUUAUAUCUGGAGGGACACGACGCUCAUCAAGACCGUCAAAGCACACGACGGCCCCGUGUUCGCCAUGUGCUCCUUGGACAAGGGUUUCGUGACGGGGGGGAAGGAUGGCAUCGUGGAGCUGUGGGACGACAUGUUUGAGAGAUGUUUGAAGACGUACGCCAUCAAGAGAGCCGCUCUGUCCCCUUCAUCCAAAGGUCUGCUGCUGGAGGACAACCCGUCCAUCAGAGCCAUCACCCUGGGUCACGGUCACAUCCUGCUGGGGACCAAGAACGGAGAAAUCCUCGAGAUCGACAAGAGUGGACCAAUGACACUGCUGGUUCAGGGUCACAUGGAAGGCGAGGUUUGGGGUUUGGCGGCUCAUCCUCUCCUUCCCGUCUGUGCGACCGUCAGCGACGACAAAACUCUGAGGAUCUGGGAGCUGUCCAACAACCACCGCAUGGUCGCUGUGCGGAAACUCAAGAAGGGCGGGCGGUGCUGCGCCUUCUCUCCGGACGGUAAAGCUCUGGCGGUCGGUCUGAACGACGGCAGCUUCCUGGUGGUGAACGCCGACACGCUGGAGGACAUGGUGACCUUCCACCACCGCAAGGAGCUCAUCUCUGACAUCCGCUUCUCCCUAGACGCGGGGAAGUACCUGGCUGUGGCGUCACAUGACUCCUUCGUGGACAUCUACAACGUCCUGACCAGUAAGAGAGUCGGCAUCUGUAAGGGAGCCGGGAGCUACAUCACACACAUGGACUGGGACUCCAGAGGUAAACUGCUGCAGGUGAACACCGGAGCUAAAGAGCAGCUUUUCUUUGAGGCUCCACGAGGACGAAAACAGAACAUCAGCGUGGCCGAGUUCGAGAAGCUGGACUGGGCGAGCUGGACGUCUGUUCUGGGUCCGACCUGUGAGGGAAUCUGGCCGGCGCUCAGCUUCGUUAACUCCGCCUCCCUCACCAAAGAUCAUAAACUGCUCGCCACGGGAGACGACUUCGGCUUCCUCAAACUGUUCAGCUUCCCGUCCAGGGGACAGUUUGCUAAGUUUAAGAAGUACAUGGGUCACAGCACCAACGUCACCAACGUCCGCUGGUCCAACGACGACUCCCUCCUGCUGUCGGUGGGCGGGGCCGACACGGCGCUGAUGAUCUGGAGCAGAGAGCCUCCCGGUCACAAAGAGAGCAAAGCUGUGGACAGCGAGGAGUCGGACGACGACACCGAGGAGGACGGGGGGUACGACAGCGACGUGGCUCGGGAGAAGGCGGUGGACUACGUCACAAAGAUCUACUCGGCCAGCAUCAGAAACAUGACGGGAACCCGACCUCACCUGCAGCACAAAGAGCUUCCUGUGGAGGAGAGGUACACAGCAUGUUUAUUCAUCCGCCGUUCUGAGGACAACAUGUUGAGAUACUGUGUUUUACCGAUGUUCCCUGAACGUGUCUUUGUCAGACCUCCUGUGAGUCGAGCUGCUCCGCUGCCCGACAAGCUGCUGAGAAACAACGUGACGAAGAAGAAGAAGGUGGUGGAGGAGCUGGUGUUGGAACACGUCUUCGGCUACAGAGGCUUCGACUGUCGUAACAACCUGCAUUACCUCAACGACGGCGCUGACAUCAUCUUUCACACGGCCGCCGCCGUCAUCAUCCAGAACCUGUCUGCUGGAACUCAGAGUUUUUACCUGGAACACACGGACGACAUCCUGUGUCUGACUGUCAAUCAACACCCCAAAUAUCAAAACAUCAUCGCCACGGGACAGAUCGGUGACAUCAGCGACCUUCCAGAGGCUGAUGUGUCGGGCCUCGCUCCAUCCAUCCAUGUGUGGGACGCUAUGACCAAGCAGACGCUGUCCAUCCUCCGCUGCUCCCACGCCAAAGGUGUCGGCUACGUCAACUUCAGUGCCACAGGGAAGCUGCUGCUGUCGGUGGGGGUGGAGCCUGAACACACCAUCACAGUGUGGAGGUGGCAGGAAGGCUCCAAGGUGACGAGUAAAGGAGGCCACGCUGAGCGGAUCUUGGUGGUGGAGUUCAGACCGGACUCUGACACUCAGUUUGUGUCGGUGGGGAUCAAACACAUCAAGUUCUGGACUCUUGUUGGAGGGUCGCUCGUGUAUAAGAAAGGAGUGAUCGGCUCGGUGGAGGACGGACGGAUGCAGACCAUGCUGUCGGUCGCCUUUGGUGCUAACAACCUGACGUUCACCGGUGCUAUCAACGGAGACGUGUUCGUAUGGAGGGAACACUUCCUGAUUCGUGUGGUGGCCAAGGCGCACAGCGGUCCGGUCUUCACCAUGUACACCACCCUCAGGGAUGGACUCAUCGUCACCGGGGGGAAAGAGCGGCCGACUAAAGAGGGCGGGGCCGUGAAGCUUUGGGAUCAGGAGAUGAAGCGCUGCAGAGCGUUCCAGCUGGAGACUGGGCAGCCGGUGGAGAACGUCCGCUCCGUCUGCAGAGGGAAGGGUAAAAUCCUGGUAGGAACCAAAGACGGAGAGAUCAUAGAGGUUGGAGAAAAGAACGCCGCCUCCAACACCAUGAUCAACGGACACACUCAGGGGGGCAUCUGGGGUUUGGCGACUCAUCCUUUCAAAGACGUCUUCAUCUCUGCCAGUGAUGAUGGGACCAUCCGGAUAUGGGACCUGGCUGAUAAGAAACUUCUGAAUAAGGUGAGUUUGGGUCAUCCUGCCAAGUGCACCUCCUACAGUCCAAACGGAGAGAUGGUUUCCAUCGGGAUGGAGAACGGCGAGUUCAUCGUUCUGCUGGUCAACUCGCUCACCGUGUGGGGAAAGAAGAGAGACCGCAGCGUGGCCAUCCAGGACAUCCGGUUCAGUCCAGAUAACAGGUUCUUGGCGGUGGGUUCAGUGGAAAGUGCCGUGGAUUUCUACGACCUUUCUCUGGGUCCGUCCUUGAACAGGAUUGGCUACUGUAAAGACAUCCCCGGCUUCGUCAUCCAGAUCGACUUCUCUGCCGACAGCAAACACAUCCAGGUUUCCACCAGCACCUACACUCGCCAGGUGCACGAGGUGCCCUCGGGGAAAGUGGUCACAGAUCAGGCCGUCUUUGAGAGGAUCACCUGGGCUACCUGGACCAGCAUCCUCGGCGACGAGGUUCUUGGCGUUUGGCCUCGUAACACUGAGAAGGCCGACGUGAACUGUGCUUGUGUUUCACACGCCGGUCUCAACCUGGUGACCGGAGACGACUUCGGCCUCAUCAAGCUCUUUGAAUUCCCGUGUUCAGAGAAAUUCGCCAAACACAAACGAUACUUCGGCCACUCAGCCCAUGUGACAAACAUCCGCUUCUCCUGUGAUGAUAAAUACGUCAUCAGUGCUGGAGGCAGCGACUGCAGUUUGUUUGUGUGGAAAUGUCAGUGAGAUCUCCAUAAACCUGAAUCCUCCUCCUUCCUUUCCUCCUCCUUCCUUUCCUCCUUCCUCUCCUCCUCCUCCUUCCUGUCCUCCUCCUUCCUCUCCUCCUACUCCUUCCUCUCCUCCUACUCCUUCCUCUCCUCCUUCCUCUCCUCCUACUCCUUCCUCUCCUCCUUCCUCUCCUCCUCCUUCCUCUCCUCCUACUCCUUCCUCUCCUCCUACUCCUUCCUCUCCUCCUUCCUCUCCUCCUACUCCUUCCUCUCCUCCUUCCUCUCCUCCUCCUUCCUCUCCUCCUACUCCUUCCUCUCCUCCUUCCUCUCCUCCUCCUUCCUCUCCUCCUUCCUCUCCUCCUCCUUCCUCUCCUCCUACUCCUUCCUCUCCUCCUUCCUCUCCUCCUUCCUCUUCUCCUCCUUCUUCUCCUCUGAUGCUGCACUCGUCUGCUGAGCCUCGGCCCCUUAAUCUGAGAGAAAACCACCAGGACGUCAGACGAAACAAAGAGUUUCAAUCUUCUGACGGCUGCUGACAGACUGGAUGCUGUGACGCGUUCUGCUGCGUGAGGCUCCGCCCCCCUGUCAGUGGAGUCUCUCUACCUUCCCGUACAUUGAGACGCAUCCGUGUGAAACUGAACUUGAUCUUUCAGGUGUUUGAACCUCUUUCAAGAACUCGUAGCUGUUUUUUCAUGUAGCAUCGUUUCUGUUUGUCAGUACGUGCCUUUCUCACAAACUCUGACCAAACAUUUGAUACAACUUGAUUUAUAACGGUGGUGCUAUGAGUCGGGAUCAUUUAGGGCUUUUUACUGAGUGCUGUGGUCGUUUCGUUUUUGUAUCUCGUACUGUCUCGUGAUGAUGACGCAGUUUGACUGCUCUGCACUGAAAAACUCCAGAAAGAUGGAUCUGUGUUGAUCCCAGCUGUUAAACAUGAAAAUAGUCUAUUAAGAAAAGAGAAAGAAUUCUACCUCAGAAUACUAUAAAGAGAAACUAUAAAGAUCAUAUCUACAGUAGAAAUAGAUUUUAGAGCAUUACGUGACAGAGCACAUGUUGUUAUGGUGACGUAGUUUCUGUUUUUUUGUCCGCUGUAGAAAUAAAACUUGACGAAACUGAACGUUGAUUUACAAACGUCUGAACAGGAUUUAAAGGGAAAAAGCUACAGUGACCUUCUUCUCGACAGAAACAAAGCAGAGCUAAUAAACUGACGUCACUCUAUGAUCAGACAUUAAAGAAACCAGUUAGUAUGUCCUCCUUCUAACUUUAGAUUCUGCUCCUGAAUGCUCUGGAUUUGUUUGGACCAGAGAAGGGGGGGGGGGGGGGGGAGACAGCUCUCUAUGAUGUUUAGAAUUUCAUCUGCAGUACCCAUUUUAAACACUAGGUGUCAGAGUUAAAGAUUUUUAUUCCAUAUUCAGUUUCCGACAGAUAAAGUCUAAAACGAGGACGGAUAAAAUGGAAAAUGCUAAAAGUGUUUUUUGUCUUUUAAAACCCAGAAUUAUUUAACUUAUUUAUCAUAUUUAUAAUAUAGCUUUUAGGUAUCAGUCGUUAGCGGUUGUUUUGUUGGAUAAAGUCGAUAAUUUAUGAGUUUAGUUUGACUCGUAAAAAGUUAGAUUAACAGAAUCCGACAUUUCCCUGAAAGAUAUCAGCUGUAGCUGCUGGAGAGAAACGUGUAUGAUUCAAGUGUUUUAUUUUAAAGUUUAAAGGGUUAAUAGUUGUUAUAUUCUUAAUAAUAGCACAAAAACAACGUGGAUGCAACAGCCGACGUGUUCUCAGUUUUUCUGUUUCUGCAGCAAGAAGAAAUCCAUAAUUUCACCUCAUCUUGUCUGAAAUGUUUUUGUGUCGUUUUGUUGAUGUUUUUUUACGGUUUAUUUUUGGGCUUUUCUAUUCUUAUGAGAAAUAUAGGACAGUGGGUAGAGUCAGAAAUAAUAGAGAGGGGGGGGGGGUGAACCUGGGCCGCCUGCUUGGAGGAUCACAGCCUCCGUUCAGUGUUUACGUAAGGUCACUGGAGGCGGUGCGUUCCUCCGCCAGGGUGACCUUAAUAAAAUCCUGUAGUCUGUGAUGUGUCGUUAUUUUCAUAUCUUGUGGUGUGAGCAUGACAAGAUUAUAGAGAAGAAGAUAUGUUAAGAUUCUCCUGAUGUGUUUGAAAAUGUCUAAAUCAGUCUGUGUCAGGCUUAAUAUCUUAUUCAAACAGAUAUAACCUGGAGAUAUUUUAUAUUUGACAUUGUACAGGCCUCACAAAGCAAAAAAAAUAUCAGGACAUUUUGUGUAAUUACAGAUUUUAACGAGCAUGAACCUUUAAUUUCCCCCCAAAUACGAAUUGAUUCUGGCAGUCUGGUUUUGUGAAAUGAAAGCUGUUUGUGUUCCUGAGAAUUCUCGAUGUAACUUGAAGAUAUGUUCCUUCAGUCUGAGACUCGCUUUACUUUCCUUUGUCUCUAGUAAACUCUGUCGUCACUUCAGCGUGAUGUUUGCAGCCUGCAGGACGUGAACAUCUUCAGAUUGAAUCCUGCUGUUUCUGUUUUCCUCAGAGUUUCCUCAGAGCACAGAGAGAGGUCUGGAAUGUGUUAGCCUUAGCUUAGCACAAACACUGGAAGCAGGGGGAAACUGUUAGCCUGCAACGACUUCUUAAACUGUUCUGUUCUGUGUUUCAUCUCCUCCUCCUGCUGCUGUUUCACUGAAACUGAAGUUGACUCCGCUCUGGUUUCUUUUUGGUCCAGUUUGCCAAAAAGCUGUUUGGAUAUUUUAUAUUUUUCUGUUACAUCAGAUGAAAAGUUUACAGCUUACUGAAAGAAAAUAUAACAGUGUUGAAAAUGUAAAAAUACAUGUUUUACAAUAAAAGUACAAGUAUGAAAGUGGAAA
Molecule: messenger RNA, 10528 nt
Organism: Labrus mixtus (cuckoo wrasse)
Lineage: Eukaryota; Metazoa; Chordata; Actinopteri; Labriformes; Labridae
Product: echinoderm microtubule-associated protein-like 6
Exons: 43
Coding region: 1725-7697 (1990 amino acids)
Molecular function (GO): microtubule binding
Source: RefSeq, a predicted model, not a curated record